UUAUCAACGAAUUCUACUGAAGCGCCGUCGUUCCAUCUUUCUUCUUCACCUUGAUAACAAAAACCCUAAUUCGAGUCCACAGAAGAAGAAGACCAACCAAAAUCUCAGAAACCCUAACAAUCCAGGAACGCGAAAAUGGGAGGCAAGUGUCCGCACCGGCACGUGAAGAAGAGAAGAUACUCUCACAAAACUGCUCGCCGCACCAAAUUCCUCAACAUGGGCGAUGAUUUGGUUUAUGCGCAGCUUAACAAGCCUGAUGAAGAGAGGAUCCCUUUACCUGUAGAUGAAGAUUUGCCUGGAAUGGGCCAGUACUAUUGCCUGCACUGCGACCGAUACUUUUCAAAUGUAGCUGUGAGGGAUGAGCAUUUUAAGAGCAAACGACACAAGAAGCGUGCAAAACAAAUGAUGGGACCUGCACCACAUACUCAACUUGAUGCGGAUUUAGCUGCAGGGAUGGGCAUGCCUGAUAAUGGACCAAAGCUGAUGUCUAUGUAACUUUCUUCUUGAGAUUGUCUGAGAAGUUGGUUUUUAGGAUAUGAUGGUGCUAGUUAGUCUAUUACACAUGAGCAAUUUUACUUUCAAUAUUUUUUUUUUGGUGUCUUGUAAUUCCUCCUCCUAAUAUAAGCCUAUUAUGUAUGGAGCAUUUACCAGCAAAAUUUUGGACGAGAGCUAGAAGAGCCCCCUUUUAGUAAUUUUAUUCAGAGUUAUCACA
Molecule: messenger RNA, 712 nt
Organism: Lotus japonicus
Lineage: Eukaryota; Viridiplantae; Streptophyta; Magnoliopsida; Fabales; Fabaceae
Exons: 4
Coding region: 136-495 (119 amino acids)
Molecular function (GO): zinc ion binding; nucleic acid binding
Source: RefSeq, a predicted model, not a curated record